Austrofundulus limnaeus is the source of this 1857-nucleotide messenger RNA. It is a transcript of the gene fmoda, whose product is annotated as fibromodulin a. The record is from RefSeq and is a predicted model, not a curated record. Lineage: Eukaryota; Metazoa; Chordata; Actinopteri; Cyprinodontiformes; Rivulidae. Gene Ontology annotation, molecular function: protein binding.
AGCAGGGACGAGGACAAGCAAGGCCCGUCUGUCUGAUCAGACACCAGAGAAGAACUGUGUGAAAAUGAAUCCACGUCUGGAGGCUGUGCUCCUUUUGUGUGCCCUGCUUCCCCUCUCAAAUGGACAGGACCCUUUAGGCUGGCUGUUUCAUCGGCACUACUACCAGGAACAAUACCUUGGCUCCCUGCAGGCAGCUGCCACAGGAGUGACCUGCCCUGAUGAGUGUGACUGUCCCCCCACCUUCCCCAUAGCCAUGUACUGUGAUGGGAGGGGCCUAACAGCUAUGCCCUCCAUCCCCUCCCGCAUCAAGUACCUGUACCUCCAAAACAACGCCAUCACAGCUCUGCCUGACUCAGCCCUGGUUAAUGCAACCAACCUGGUGUGGCUCUUCUUGCACCACAACCAGCUGACAUCUGAUGCCAUUGGCCAGGAGGUGUUUUUGAAGUUGGAGGGACUGGAGCGUUUAUAUCUCCAACACAACAACUUGAGCCGCAUUCCUCCGAGCCUCCCUCGCACGCUGAGAGAUCUGAGAAUCAACCACAACAAGAUAGAAAAGAUAACACCUGCAGAUCUGGAGGGAAUGGUUAACCUCACUUUCCUGCAUCUUCAAGACAAUGCCAUCACAGAUCUGGGCACGUCGCUGAAGUCUCUCAGGUCCCUCACGCUGCUCGACAUUAGUGGCAACAAGAUGACAAAGGUUCCAGACGCUCUGCCUGAGCAUCUGCACCAGUUCUACCUGGAGUCAAACGACAUCAACACUCUGCCUGAAGACUUCCUGAGAGGGUUAGCUCAGCUGCAGUAYGUCAGGAUGGCCCACAAUCAGCUGACAGACAAGGGAAUCCCCCCCAACACUUUCAAUGUGACCGGGCUGGUGGAGCUGGACCUGAGCUACAACAAACUGGAGAGAAUCCCGUCUGUCAGUACCACGCUGAAGCAUCUGUACCUGCAGGCCAAUCAGAUCAAAGAGUUCACCUUGGGGAGUUUCUGCUCUAUCAUGGAUGUGACAAACUUCUCCAAGCUGCAGACGCUGCGACUGGAAGGAAACGAGAUCAGCCGGGAGGACAUCCCUUCAGAAUCGGCUCUUUGCCUGCGUCAGGCUUUCAGCAUCGACAUUUAACUGUUUCACUYACAGCUCGAUCUAAAAUGCAUUUUUGUGACGUAUUAGAACUAAUUUGCAGCAUGGAUGGAUGAUGUGAUGUGAUGUUGACUGCAGGUGGCAGCAGUUUUCACACAACAGCCUUUACUCUAAAACUUUCCCAAACAUUUCUUUCAGUAAUAACCAAUAUUUUUGUCUAAAAACGUUGAUCUGAGUUGGAUUAAUUUAGUUUAAUGAGUAUAAUUACAUUUAAAAGCAGCAUAUAAGCUUGUGACUUACACUUGAUAUUUUUGUGACCAUGAUCCAGUCCCACGUUGCUGUAAGGAUCAGUGAACUUUUUAUUUAGUGUUUUUAAUAGUUUAUAGGUUUUAUUUUCAUGUUUGUGUGUUUUUACCUUUGCCUCUCUCUAUUUACUCAGAUAAAGUGUCGAUAAACAUUUAGUACCAUGUUUAAAUUGAAUUGUUUAAUUGAAACUUUGAAAACUUCAUAACAACUUAGAGUCCAGUACAUUAAAAAAUCCUCUUCCAGAAUAAUGUAAUAGUUGUCUUUAAAUAAUGUAAAAACUGACUUUUUGCAUCUGUUUUUGUUAAAAUAUAGUAUUAAUAAAAAUUACGUAUUUCAUUUAGGAAAGAAUAUCAGAUAUUUUAGAAAUCCUUGUUGUAUUGUGAUUCCUUAUAUGCUUCACAGAUCAAAUUACCAUACUGAUGAUUGCUAUUUGCUUAUGAGCCCAACAAUUAAACAACGCAAUUUUCUUUUAAAAA